AUGUAUGAACUGGGAAUAUGGAGUUAUAAAGUAUACCACUGCCAUCCCGAAGAAUCUGGGGACGUGUACGAAUACUUUGGGUAUUUAGGCGCAGUCCACUGGGCACCUGACUUCAUAACAUACCUACGGAGGACAUCCCUAGGAUGGAUCCUCGUCUGCCUGCUAGACCAAUGCGUCGCCUUCUCACUCGCCGAGCUGGCAUCCCGCUACCCAACCUCUGCAGGACCCUAUUACUGGAGCUUCCAAAUCUCUCAGGGCAAUAAAACCACCAUUUCCUUCAUAAACGCCUGGAUCUGGCUCGUCGAUAACUGGACAAUAACCCUCUCUGUGAAUUUCGGCUUCGCCUCCAUGCUCUCAGCAACUAUCUCCCUUUACCAUCCAACUAGGUCCGCAUCCAGCUGGCAACUCCUUUUAACCUUUUACGCCGUCUGUCUAGCCUCCCUGAUCGUCUGCAUCUUUGCAAAUAAAUACCUCCCCCAGCCCAUAACAAUCCUCGGCAUCCUCCUGAUUGUCUCCAUUAAACCCCAUACCCCGCGCCACUCACCAUCCUACACCCUAUCCCACUAUGAUAAAUCCUUCGCCGGCUGGGGAAACUUCACCUUCUUGAUCGGCCUCCUCCCAGCAGCAUACACCUUCUCCGCCAUCGGCAUGAUCUCUUCCAUGGCAGAAGAAUGCUCCAACCCAGCAAUCAAAGUGCCCCGCACAAUUGCCCUCAGCGUCCCCGUCGGCGGCACAGCAGGCCUCUUCUUCAUCAUCCCGCUCUGCGCAACCCUCCCCCCACUCCAAGAUAUCAUCUCCAAUGUCCCAGACGGCCAAGCCCUCCCCUACAUCCUAGCACGUAUAAUGGGCUCCCCCGGCGGCGGUCUGGGCCUCGUCUCCCUCGUCCUCCCAUCACGGUAUUCUGCUCGAUCAGCAUUACUGUCGCCGCGUCACGCGCCACAUGGGCCGUUGCCCGUGACGAUGCCCUACCACUUUCGUGGCUUCGGUCGCGCGUCCAUCCGCGCUGGGAUGCUGCUGGGGCUGAUUAAUCUGGGGAGUUCGAGUGCUUUUACAGCAUUUGUUUCGGUGGGGGUUAUUACGCUUGCCGCGGCUUAUGCCAUUCCCAUCUUUUUGAGUCUGUGGUAUGGGCGUGAGGAGGUUGGGAAGGCGCCUUGGAAUUGUGGGAGGAUUCUUGGACCAGUUGUUAAUGUGAUUGCGCUCCCUUGGAUUUCAUUUGAGUUGGUGCUUUUUAGUAUGCCCACGGUUUUACCAGUUACGCCUGUGUCGAUGAACUAUGCUUCGGUUGUUUUUGUGGGGUUUAUGGCCAUUUCGGUGGUUUGGUUUUUGGUUUAUGCGAGGAAGUCUUACAAGGGUCCGCCAGAGUCAGAUGCGCUCGAUUGA
Messenger RNA from Penicillium paradoxum, 1380 nucleotides. RefSeq names its product putative amino acid permease. The transcript is spliced from 4 exons. NCBI's taxonomy places the organism in Eukaryota, Fungi, Ascomycota, Eurotiomycetes, Eurotiales, Aspergillaceae. Gene Ontology annotation, biological process: transmembrane transport. The coding region runs from base 1 to 1380 and encodes 459 amino acids. Gene Ontology annotation, cellular component: membrane. Gene Ontology annotation, molecular function: transmembrane transporter activity. The record is from RefSeq and is a predicted model, not a curated record.